CAGCUGGCUUCAACUUUGACCAGCACCAGCCAUCUUUGGCUGCUUUGCACAUUCGUGGUGGCGUUGUUAAGCUCAAGGUGGCAUGGCGCUUUGAAGUUGACCUGCUUGCCUCGAGCAGAAUCUUCGGUUUUCAAGUCAAUUCGGGCAGAAUUUGUGCUUCCAUCAACGGUUUUCUUCGUGGACUGUGAGCUGUUUUCGUAGCCGGCCGCUUCCAAGCUGGGUUGGCUGGAGAGGUUGUGAAAGCAUGAGGAGGCCUGACAGGAAACGCGCGAGGCCGACAGUGCAGCCCCGCCUCACAGCAUUCUUGCAGCCUGCAUUGAAAGCAUCGCGGAAGUCAGGACAGCCAAGCACAGAACUUGCUAUACUUAACAGCGGGAAUGUUGAGGGGCAAAGUAAAAGCAAUGGCGGGGGGGAACAGAGCAAACUUUGGGAACUGCAGAGAGGAGGAGAGGUGGAGACUCGAAAUCUGAAGACAAGUGAGGGCUGGCGAGUUGAAGCGCCUCUGCAAAGCGGGACAGUCGCGCAGCAGGUAUCAACUUCUCUUCAGCCAGGCAUCGCCAGUCUGAUUGAAGAGGUGCAAGCUGACUUUGACGACCCUAUCGACAUCUGCGAACAACCCAGACAGUUGACGUCCAGCAAAGGCUCCCUUGAGGCGUUCAUCAAGCGGCGUAAGGUGGCGCACCAGCGAGAGCGUAGCGUUGAGCAAGAUGGGGAGAGGGCGAGGGCCGCAAGGGCAGCGUUGGGGAGGGCGGUGAAUGGGAGCGCAUAUGCUCAAUGUCCACUCUGCACAGUGCAAAUACCGCUCACAAGAAUGAACCACCAUUUGGACCUCGAUUGCGUGCAACGCGCCACAAACCCAGCAACCAUACCCGAAGCUGCAAUCGCCCCAACCCCUGCAACCGCCCGGACUUCAAACCAGCAGAACUUUGACCAGAACAAGCCUGCUCCUGACGCUGCUGACAUCAGCACCGGAGUCUGCAGAAUGACGGAAUGCAGGUUCGACGCCGGGGUUUCUGAUGAUGCACACUGCAGAGGGGCCUAUCAUGAAGAGGCAUUCAACACGAGCGCAAAUUUCGGUGAAACGGGCCGGGUUGGACGGGAACAAGGCGCCCAACUAGAGGGGGCAGAAGCAAACGGCGCGGGUGUGUAUGGAUUGGGGGACGGAAUGAAGGGAGGGAAGCAGUGCGGGGCUAGAGAAACCAGGCUGAGAGAAAGCAUAGGAGAGUUCGAAGUCAUGCCGACGCUGAAUGAGUGGCUCCCUGGUGCAAAUGUUGACGGACGGGACCCUUUUCACACUGACAGUGCCGCUGCUGCUUAUGGAGCUUCAGAGCGCCAGUGUGAAGAGCCGUGGAGAGAAAGGCUUGGAAAGCAGGGGGCCUCAGGGGGUAUUCACACAGGCCAAGGCACUGCAAACGAGAUCGGGGGCCCUGACACUCUCGGGGAAGUUCAGACUGGCACAAGGUACGGGGCCGUUUCGGUUGUGUCAACGGCACCCGAAAACGGCAGGGGUCAGCGGGAGGUGACACAAGAACCUGUUCAGGCCAACAGUUGGGAGCCUGUUCACAUCAACAGCAACGAGCUUGUUCACAUCCCUGGCCAGGAGCCUGUUCGCACUCCUAGCCCUGUGAGGAGGGAGCCCGUUCACACCCUGCUCGGGAUGGUGCGUGAACGGGGGCAGCGGCCGCUGUUCGGCCUCUCCUGGGCGGCGAUCCAGGCGCGGCAACCGAGCGCUCCGAAGGGGCACUAUCUCGUGGAGAACUUUCUGACGGAGCAGGAGGAGGCGCACAUCCUCGCCUCGCUGGACGCUGACGUCAGCAACCCGUGGGUGACGUCACGGGCGUUCGGGGACCUGAACGAGGGCAAAGCGUACGGCUUCGUGACGGACCUCCGGAGGAGGACCAUUUUGAAGCCGAAGCGUCCGAUGCCCCCGUUCCUCCAGUCCGUGUUGGACCGCAUUCGGACGGUCGCGCCGCCCUUGUCCAACUUUGUUCCGAAUGAGUGUAACGCCAUCAACUAUCGACGGGAAGACGGUCACUGGUUGCGACCCCACGUCGACGAUCGACAGUUGUCAGGCACCAUCAUUGCGGGCAUCAGCCUGCACUCGGAUUGCGUCAUGACGUACGAGCGGGAGAGGGGCCGCCCCGAGAAGUUCCGGGUGCGCCUGCCCCGGCGGUGCCUACAGGUGCAAACUCAGGACAGCCGCUACAACUUCACGCACUCCAUCAAGAACGCGGACCUGGCGGGCGAGCGACGUGUCAGCAUCACCUUCCGCCAGGUGGUAGAGCCGCGGUCCUAGGGCGGGCGUCGCCAACACGUCUGCAACGCAUCAGCAACACGUCAGUAACGCGACACAGAAGUGAUGCUGAGACGUCCACAAUGCAUCAGCAUCAGCAUGCUACCCUGACAAGCGAGCAGAACGGAGGUGCCUUCGACAAGAAAGUGUUAGCAAUGGGCACGGGAGAUCGAGAGCUUUCUUUACGCUUCAGAGACCGCGAUUGUUUCUAAAGCCUUUACCCUGCUAGGUGUAAACGAGCCGUAGAAAUUCAUGUGUCCUGCAAACGAACUAGGUAGUAAUCACUGUAGCUGCUCGUGUGUUGAGAGUUCACCGAAAGAGAUUAGUUGCUCAAAACUUGGAGGGGGACGGACUGCAUGCCUCUUUCUUGAACAGCGGGCCUUCAUUCUUGGCAAGCUCCUGCAAAUACGUGCUACUAGUAUUUGUCAAUGAGCUUCAACCUGACUCGGUGAAAGAGCGAAACAGCCCGGCAAGC
Molecule: messenger RNA, 2768 nt
Organism: Klebsormidium nitens
Lineage: Eukaryota; Viridiplantae; Streptophyta; Klebsormidiophyceae; Klebsormidiales; Klebsormidiaceae
Source: the annotation of a GenBank genome assembly